Molecule: messenger RNA, 525 nt
Organism: Austrofundulus limnaeus
Lineage: Eukaryota; Metazoa; Chordata; Actinopteri; Cyprinodontiformes; Rivulidae
Product: relaxin-3
Exons: 2
Coding region: 1-432 (143 amino acids)
Cellular component (GO): extracellular region
Molecular function (GO): G protein-coupled receptor binding; hormone activity
Source: RefSeq, a predicted model, not a curated record
AUGUGGAAAGCAGCACUCUUGACCUUAUUGUUGGUGGCUCUGGUACACAGGGUGGGCUGCAGUGAGGGGCAUCCCUCUUUCUAUGGGGUGAAACUGUGUGGAAGAGAGUUCAUACGGGCUGUCAUCUUCACAUGCGGUGGUUCUCGCUGGAGGAGAGGUGGAGACUCAGCUCUUAUUGGAGAGGAGCUCCUCGAUCCGUGGAGCAAAAAUUUCACCCCUCAGCUCUCUAGCGAACAGGAUCCUGAUGAGUCCCGAGCGUGGAAAGAUCAAAUGUUGGCAUCCCUGGCUGCUGGGUUCAGCCGUCCAGUCUCAGAGGAGAUGCUGGAGGCUGUGCGGAGCGCUGACAGGAAAGGACGGGACGUCGUGGUCGGGCUGUCCAACGCUUGCUGCAAGUGGGGCUGUAGCAAGAGUGAGAUCAGCUCUCUGUGCUGAAUCUGGUCCCAUCUCGUGUCGUUUUUCUUUUUCUUUACAUGCACCUAUUUAAAUAUUGCAUACUAACGUACAAUAAAUGACUUUACAUCAAAA